Klebsormidium nitens is the source of this 2090-nucleotide messenger RNA. The record is from the annotation of a GenBank genome assembly. Lineage: Eukaryota; Viridiplantae; Streptophyta; Klebsormidiophyceae; Klebsormidiales; Klebsormidiaceae.
GUCUGUUUUAAGCAGCUCGGAGAUUCAAAAUGGCGCCCUGAAAGUGCAGCUCUGACAAGAGACCCUAACCUUCAACUCUUAGAGUUUGAGUUGGAAGGGCAAACUCGACAGCAGGCCACCAUUUUAUCAUACUGCAAUCAGCACUUCCUGGUGUGAUCGUUAGUUUCCUCUUUUAUGUGGGUUCGUCCUUCGCAUUCACUCAUUGCAUGCAGAAGACUGGUGGAAGUCCCUGGUUGUCUCUGAUCAGUUGAGAUCUCAAGGCUUUGGCACAAAUGGCGCAGCUUGGGAAGUGUCUGCGCAACAAAGGCGCCAGCAAGGGCGUCACUGUUUAUGAUGGGUGUCAGGCGUUCUCGCCUAAGCCCAAGAAUCCCCAGAGGUGCGAGGCCUGCGGAUGCCAUGCCUCCUUUCACCAGCGACUGGACAUUGACACUGGAGUGGUGCCUGGGGGCGUUGCACCCUGGAUCCCUCUGGUUGGUGUCAAUGUGGACGAGGUUCCAAUCAUUCCCAGACGCAGUCAGGCCGUUGGAGAUCAAAGCGGCGGGGAAAGAGGUCGGAAGGGGGGGCGUAUUGGUCAGAGGCAAACCCGUGCGGAGCAAACGGCAGGCGCCGUAUGGGGGGGCGCAGCUACUGCCGUGAGUACGGGCCGAUUGGACCCAAGUGAUGGGGCAACUUCUGGUGGGGCCGCCGGCAAAAGCAGGUACUGCAGAAAGGGCGAUCUCACGAUCGCGGAGACGGCCGCUCAGCUGGGCGUCACGGUGGAGCCCAACUAUCCGGGCGAAGGGAAGCCCAAGGAGCUGACAAUUGCACAGAUUGCCGCGCUACGGGGAGUGAAGCUGGGCGCCGGUCGUCAUGAUGAGGACGGAGGGAAGAAGGGCAAGCGAGUGCCGAAAGUUAAGACGAUUGCGGAGAGGGCCGGAGAGCUGGGACUGGUGUUGCCUGACAAAGUGAUGGGUGCCGGAGGGGGGGGUUCCGCCUUGUUCGGGCGGGGGGGCUUUGCAGCAUCGGUGGUGGGGAGAGGCUCCGAGUGGGCCAGUGUGGUGGACCUGACGGAGGGGGAGGCAACUAGGAGCGGCGCGAAAAGGAGGACACGGGAAGAACUGGCGGGGCCGGCGAAGAAGGCUCGCGUUGGCCACACUUGGAUGCAGAGCGCGCCAGGAACCUCUGGCCAAAGUCCGUCGGGGCGGGGGACAACGGGGUUCGAGCCUAGGGGGGUGCGAAGAGGUGCGGGGCUGCUGUUGUUUGAAGUGAGAGGGGCGCCAAUGCAGCAAGGAGAACAAGCAGGCAGUGCGAGAAAGGGGAAGUGGCUGAAGGAGUCGAAGACGAGGACAAUCGGAUGGGAAGAGGCGGGAACUGGCAGUGCGAGUAAAUAUACAGCGUUUGGGGACGGGAUCGGUUUUGCACGACAAAUGCUGGCGGACUUUUUGAGCAAUAAGAAGUCGUGCGAGAAGGACCUGGCUUUCAAAGAGGUGGGCCCUGAGAAUAAGCACCUGACGAUCCUGCGAUCGCAGCUCGAUCAAAGAACCGUCUCGGAUACCCUGGAUGCCAGGUCGUCAACGAAGAAGGUCAUUGCGUAUCUGGCUAAGGACGAGAAAGAGCGGGUAGAACUCUCGCAGCCGCUGGGGACGAUACGCGUGGUCAUGGAACGGCCAUUUGACUGUGAGCGGCGGCCAGCCGUGACAGAAUGGCUCGAGGGGCGGAGCAUCAGCACGCACGUAGCGGAGCUCAGCUACUUGUAUACGUUCCCUCAAUACCGGAACGGGGCUGUGACGAUCCCUUUGUUCGCUUAUAUCUACUUAAAGAUUCUGAAGCCGGCGGGUGUAAAUUGUGUUUUGUUGUCAGUGACCCAGACGCAAGUUGAGAGAUAUUUCUUCAAACACUUGUCGUUUCUGGGCUUUGAGUUCAUCGAAAACUUUGGUACUACAGGGUCGGUGCUCGCUGUAAACCUAGAGAAAGCACAUAGAAACCUGCUUAUAUGACGUCCGGACUCUGCAUCACAGUUCGAUCCUGACAGCCCACUCAAUCGACCCAGAUGCUUCUUUCAAACAAAAGGGUGGAUUGCAAUUGGAGGCCGUGCAAUGACGGUAACCUGC